CUCCGACUCCCCUCCCGCGGAUCAACUCCGCCAGGUGAGCUGGAGAGGAGUGGAGGAUGCGCGCACUGGAGGAGGAAGUGCUUGAAGGAGGUGGAGGAUUUUAGUAAAGGAAGAGCUGUCGGGCGCUUAAGUCUAGCAGCAAUGCGUCAGGAUGUAGGGCAACGAGAUGAGAGACGAGAAGUUCCGGAAUGUAGGUUCCAACUUUGGAGUACCGCCUUCGGUGACUGUUCCUGAUAAAUUUUCUUGAGAGUGAGGCUCCUUGAAUGCCCUGAUUAAUUUGAGUUUGAUUGGCUUUCUUGGCAGUGAGCAUAGAAAUCAGUCUAAUUCUAUGAAUGUCUAGUGCGGCUCGGUUACGGUUUCGGCUAUUUGAAUUGAAAAAUCUCAUAUUCGGUCCUCGUUAUGGCGAUGGACACUCUUCUACCACCAAUUAGGGUCUUCCCCUAUGAGAUGCGUGUCUUGCACUUGCUUUACUAAAACUAGUAGGCAGAAGAUUUUCAUUCACCCUGACCCAUCCCCAAUAACUUGUCUAGUAAGUUUUCCCAAUCCACUUAAGUUCUAGUUUUCUGAAAUAUCCUUCCAUGCUUUGCUUCUGAUUCUGUUUUAUCCUCGUCUGCACUCUGCAGUUUUAAUUAUUUGUUUGUUUAUGAUACAAGUGAAUACAACUUAUAUUAUACUAGCUGUGUACGACUUCAUGUCAUGAUCAUGUACACCUAUUGUUCUCAACACAAGAGGUAAAAGGUUAAGAACUCAUUUUCAUAUUUUCUUGCAUCAAGUAUUGCGGGGACGAGAGAAUCCGAGUCCCUCUCAGUUGCUCUUGCGGUUGCGACCACUCGGGUAGUCGUCGUAUUCGUAAUGUCAUCAAAGCACGUUAGCAGCUGUUCACCCACAACUGGUCAUCACUCGGUGUCUCGUCGGGAACUAGAAACCGAUUUUCUUGGACAGUGCGACGCCUGUUGGAUCAGCCAGUACGGAAUCGUCUACCGCUUUUCGAGGUCUUUUGCCGAGGAACAUCGUGGAGGUGCAGCGAUUUUGUUGAAAUACGCAGGCACGGACGGGAUCAAGGUGUUCGAGUCGCUGCACAGCAAGGAUAUUAUCGAUCCCUAUCAGCUGCCGGCUGAGGUCAGGCGUGUAGAUCCCGAGGCGCACGAGGGUAGCAAGAAAAAGGCUAGUCGGGGACCAGGAACCUCAGACGAAACUGAGUCUUCCGUUGUGCCUGCUUCUUCAGCGACGGCGCCUGAAUAA
Amoebophrya sp. A25 is the source of this 1242-nucleotide messenger RNA. The record is from the annotation of a GenBank genome assembly. Lineage: Eukaryota; Dinophyceae; Syndiniales; Amoebophryaceae.